Messenger RNA from Necator americanus (New World hookworm), 216 nucleotides. RefSeq lists its product as uncharacterized. The transcript has a single exon. The coding region runs from base 1 to 216 and encodes 71 amino acids. NCBI's taxonomy places the organism in Eukaryota, Metazoa, Nematoda, Chromadorea, Rhabditida, Ancylostomatidae. The record is from RefSeq and is a predicted model, not a curated record.
AUGUCUAAAAUACCAAGCCAGCAGGUGGUCAUUGUUGGAAUCGACGCAAAUGCGAAGAUGGGACUCGAACAGCAAUCCGAUGUGCUAGGAAAAUGGUACUAUGCAGCGGAGCGCACGUCGGACAACGGUGACCGUCUGGUCGACUUGUGCGAACAGAUGAGCCUCAUCAUCGCUUCCGAGUUUAAGAGGAAUCAUCGACGCCAUCAGCUCACAUAG